Messenger RNA from Mytilinidion resinicola, 4667 nucleotides. RefSeq names its product phospholipid-transporting ATPase. Gene Ontology annotation, molecular function: magnesium ion binding; ATP binding; ATPase-coupled intramembrane lipid carrier activity. Gene Ontology annotation, biological process: endocytic recycling; post-Golgi vesicle-mediated transport; phospholipid translocation. The record is from RefSeq and is a predicted model, not a curated record. Gene Ontology annotation, cellular component: plasma membrane. Bases 120 to 4187 code for a protein of 1355 amino acids. NCBI's taxonomy places the organism in Eukaryota, Fungi, Ascomycota, Dothideomycetes, Mytilinidiales, Mytilinidiaceae. The transcript is spliced from 5 exons.
CGCAUACGUACACUCACCGAGACGACUACUAUUGUCAGUGCCAUAAUCUACCUGGAUGAUUCUGCGGUUUAGGACAGCAUUGCACACGGACAAGCUCCCGCUCAAGCUACCUGGCCGCAAUGGCCGGUAGGCCUCCUGGUGGACAUGCCUCGGGCAAUAAUGACGACCUCCUACUCGAUUUUGGCGACCCGCAACCUACAUACUACUCGGGGCAGCGAGCUCCAGCGAAUGAUGAAGACCUGCUACGAAACUACGACAUAAACGACUCCGAUAUGCACCAACCCACCACUCAACACCGCCCCUCAGAAUCUUACGAUGAUUUUGUUGGAGGAAGACCAGCCGCGGGUCUGCCAGGAGGACCAGGCACGCUGCCUAUUAGCUCGACUCCGUACACUACGGGAGGAAGUAGGCUGUAUUCACAAACCUCAGAUCUCCAUAACUAUCAGCGGUAUUCAGACGUCGACGACAUUGAUCACGAUGAUCAAUCAGUCCAAGGCUACUACGCCUCUGGAGGGACUACCGACGAGCCCACGCCACGUCUUGUGCGACAUGCUUCGGCGCCGAAGAAUAGGAAUAGCAUAAUGAGUUUGGGAGGAGGCCUGAUGGGUCGGGCCAAACACAUGCUUGGACGAAGUCCAGAGUACUCGGAAAUGGAUUUACCAUUGACGGAAACUGGUGCGCGUGAGUCACGAACAGACAGUGGAGGGCUUGAUAGUGCAAAAUACCCUCCGCCUAAGAGGCGCGGCUCUGGAAAAUUCAAGUUCGGAUUUGGACGCGGCAAGCCAGACCCUUCGACAUUGGGGCCGCGCUUGAUACAUCUAAACAAUCCACCGGCAAAUGCUACUAACAAGUACGUCGAUAACCACAUCUCGACCACCAAGUACAACAUCGCUACCUUCCUCCCGAAAUUCCUGUACGAGCAGUUCUCAAAAUACGCCAACCUUUUCUUCUUAUUCACCGCUAUUCUACAACAAAUUCCUGGUAUCUCGCCUACUAAAAGGUACACCACCAUUGUUCCCCUCGGCAUUGUGCUUCUGGUAUCUGCAGUCAAGGAAUACAUAGAAGAUUUUCGCCGCAAGACAUCAGACAAAUCUUUAAACAAUGCCAAGGCGCGAGUGCUGAAGGGAUCAAGCUUUGAAGAUACUCGAUGGAUCAAUGUUGCUGUUGGAGACAUCGUGCGUGUAGAGUCCGAGGAACCAUUCCCUGCCGACUUGGUGCUUUUGGCCUCAUCGGAGCCCGAGGGACUCUGCUACAUCGAGACUGCCAACCUAGACGGAGAGACCAACCUUAAGAUCAAGCAAGCUAUCCCUGAGACAGCCGAUUUGGUGAGCUCUGCGGAGCUUAGCAGAUUGGGCGGGAAGAUCCGAUCGGAGCAGCCCAACAGCAGCCUCUACACCUACGAGGCGACACUGACGGUUCAAGCUGGUGGAGGCGAGAAAGAAUUACCUUUGGCACCAGAUCAGCUCCUCUUACGAGGUGCUACUCUCCGAAACACGCCUUGGAUCCAUGGAGUCGUUGUUUUCACCGGCCACGAGACAAAACUCAUGAGAAACGCGACGGCCACACCGAUCAAGAAGACAAACGUGGAACAUACAGUCAAUUACCAGAUUCUCAUGCUUGGAGCUAUUUUGGUCACCCUCAGUUUGAUCAGUUCCUUCGGCGAUUUGGCAAUACGACUGAAGCAAAGUGGCCAGCUAGGAUACCUUGAGUAUGACGGUUUCAACGCUGCGAAGCAGUUCUUCUCUGACAUCUUCACGUAUUGGGUGCUGUACUCUAACUUGGUUCCAAUUUCGCUUUUCGUCACCAUCGAGAUUGUCAAAUAUUACCAGGCUUCCCUCAUCGAUUCUGAUCUCGACAUCUAUUACGACAAAACUGACACCCCGGCCAACUGUCGGACGUCAUCGUUGGUGGAAGAGUUGGGGCAGAUUGAAUACAUCUUCUCUGAUAAGACAGGCACUCUAACAUGCAACAUGAUGGAGUUCAAACAAUCCUCCAUAGCCGGGAUUCAGUACGCUGACGAAAUUCCCGAAGACCGGAGGGCUACCAUCGAAGAUGGAGUAGAAGUUGGUAUCCAUGACUUCAAGAGAUUGGCAGAAAAUCUCAAGAAUCACUCUUCGGGCGACAUCAUUGACCAUUUCCUGACUCUACUAUCAACUUGUCACACCGUUAUCCCAGAGCGAGGCGAUGAAAAAUCAGGCGCCAUCAAAUAUCAGUCAGCAUCUCCUGAUGAAGGUGCUCUGGUUGAAGGUGCUGUUCUACUGGGAUACAAGUUCAUUGCCCGCAAGCCUCGUGCAGUCACUAUCCUUGUGGAUGGCCGUGAGCUCGAGUAUGAGCUUUUGGCAGUCUGUGAAUUCAACUCAACCAGGAAACGGAUGUCAACAAUCUUCCGUUGCCCAGAUGGCAAGAUCAGAUGUUACUGCAAAGGCGCCGACACUGUUAUACUAGAGCGCUUAGCUGCGGAUAACAAUCCAUACGUUGAGACUACUCUCCAACAUCUCGAAGAAUACGCCUCCGAGGGACUCCGAACACUCUGUCUAGCAAUGCGCGAAAUUCCUGAGCACGAAUAUCAAGAGUGGCGGCGCGUUUACGAUACUGCUCAAACAACUGUCAGCGGAAACCGAGCGGAGGAGCUCGACAAGGCUGCCGAGCUCAUCGAGCAUGACUUUACUCUUCUCGGAGCAACUGCUAUCGAAGACAAGCUGCAAGACGGCGUUCCCGACACAAUUCACACUCUCCAAGAGGCUGGUAUCAAGGUCUGGGUCCUGACGGGCGAUCGCCAAGAAACCGCUAUCAACAUUGGCAUGAGUUGCAAGUUAAUCAGCGAAGACAUGACUCUAUUGAUUGUCAAUGAGGAUAACGCGGAAGCCACCAGGGAUAACCUCUCAAAGAAACUCAAUGCUAUCAAAAGUCAACAGUCAGGGGCUAUGGAAAAGGAUGUGCUUGCGCUAGUCAUUGACGGCAAGUCACUUACUUUUGCCCUAGAGAGGGAUAUGGAAAAGAUGUUCCUGGACCUCGCCGUUAUGUGCAAGGCCGUGAUAUGCUGCCGUGUCUCCCCGCUUCAAAAGGCUUUGGUUGUGAAGCUUGUUAAGCGACAUCUGAAAGCUAUCUUGCUCGCCAUCGGAGACGGUGCCAACGACGUUUCCAUGAUUCAAGCAGCCCAUGUCGGAGUGGGUAUCAGUGGAGUGGAAGGUUUACAAGCUGCUCGAAGCGCAGAUAUCGCCAUCGGCCAAUUCCGCUACCUGCGUAAACUUCUCCUUGUCCAUGGAGCUUGGAGCUACCAUCGUGUUAGCAAGGUCAUUCUGUAUUCUUUCUACAAGAAUAUCGCCCUAUUCAUGACUCAGUUCUGGUAUUCCUUCCAAAACGCCUUCUCCGGUCAAAUUAUCUUCGAAUCCUGGACACUCACUUUCUACAACGUCCUGUUCACAGUCAUGCCUCCAUUUGUUCUCGGCAUCUUCGAUCAGUUUGUUAGUGCCCGGCUUCUGGAUCGCUAUCCCCAGCUUUACCAACUCAGCCAGAAGGGUGUAUUCUUCAAGAUGCAUUCUUUCUGGUCGUGGAUCGGCAACGGUUUCUAUCACUCUCUCGUUCUCUAUUUUGUGUCACAGGCCAUUUUUCUUUGGGACGGGCCACAAAGCGACGGCAAGAACGCUGGCCAUUGGGUUUGGGGAGCGGCACUCUAUACCGCCGCCCUGGGAACUGUACUGGGUAAAGCCGCCUUGAUCACUAACAUUUGGACAAAGUAUACCUUCCUUGCCAUUCCGGGAAGUAUGGUUGUGUGGAUGAUCUUCCUUCCGGUUUAUGCCACUGUCGCGCCCAAGCUCAAUAUCUCGCUGGAGUACCAAGGAGUAAUUGCUCGGCUGUUCCCCAGCCCUGUGUUCUGGGCCAUGAUUGUAGUUCUACCAGCUCUGUGUCUUCUCCGGGAUUUUGCAUGGAAAUAUGCCAAGCGAAUGUAUUAUCCGCAAGCAUACCAUCAUAUUCAAGAAAUUCAAAAAUUUAACAUCCAGGAUUAUCGGCCAAGAAUGGAGCAAUUCCAAAAAGCUAUUCGCAAAGUCCGCCAAGUUCAGCGCAUGCGCAAGCAGCGUGGCUACGCCUUCUCACAGACGGACGAGUCGCAGGCUAGAGUGCUGCAGGCAUACGACACAACACGGGAACGUGGGCGUUACGGCGAAAUGGCCAGCUCGAGAAAAUGAACUGGGUUUUUGGGGUGUUUUAUGGGAGCUAGGGCGUUCGAAGGCGCUGCAGGGACCUGUAACGAGGUGUAUUGUAUAACUCCCCCUCAGCUUUUCUACAGAAGACUAUGAGAAAGCGUGUACUUAAGGGCAGCGGGCAAGUCCGACGUUGAAAUGGAUCAGUUCAAACAGCAACUCUGAGAAAUGACCGGGGUUCCGGUGUGGUUUGGUGAAACGGUCGAUUAGAGCUUCAUUGGCUGUAUAUUUCUCAACUCGAACGCUAGGCUUCGGAAUCCAAAAAAUGGUUGCUAUCUGGGACGAGCUUUUUAUCCGCCACCGUUGCCUUUACUUUUUUAGCACUUCUACCAUUAAAGCGGUUCCAAGCUCUCCUAGAGCCUUUGUAAGACUGACGAAAUAGGCCUCAAAUUAUCCAUGAUUUGAUGCUCAUCAAUGGUCUCUUCCCAAACACAUCCAAAUGAAAGGCAUUUUGCCAAGUCUAUA